GUGAUGAGGCAAGUGGCACGGCGGUGGUGCUGGUCGGUGGGAGCAGCAGCACGAGCAGCACCAACAGUCACGGCGCAGCAGGCGAAGCAGGGUGCCAAGCGAGCAGUGAGCAUCACCACCACCACCACCACAACAACAACAACAGGUGUGGCUGCGGCUUCGACGGUGGGUCAAAUGCGUGUGUUCGAUGCACGCCAUGUCAGGGCACACCAACAGCAGCUGGGUGCGCAAAUGCGUUGCAUGCACGUGGCAGCCGCUGCCUUGGCGCGUGGCGCAGCUGCGCCUUCGGCAGAGCCUGCAACAUCCACAGCAAAUGCAACAACAGCAAAGCCCAAAAUCACCACCUACGACAUUCGCACGCACAGUGAAUCUGGCCUCUUCCACUCUGUUACAAUCAAGGGUGAAUCAUGGAACUACGCAAACCUGGACAGCUUCUUUGGCUUUAUUGAACGCGCCGCAGACGAGCUCAACAUCCAGCGCGGCGGCACGGUGAAGCUGCCAACGCACCGCAAGGAAUACACUGUGCUCAGUUCCCCACAUGUGUACAAGCAGCACCGAUCACAGUACGUCCUGAAAACCCACAAGCGAUGCAUUAAGAUCAAGAAUGUGACGGAGGAGACAGCUGCGUCGUUUGUCGAGUACAUUAUGACCAACGCGCCGCCCGGUGUUGCAUCACGCGUCAUCAUGAGGGCAGCAGCGUCGAUGCCACGGGCCGCAACCACGACCAACACCAGGACCAGGGCAGCACGAGCACAGUGACGGCCACCGCCAUCACGGCUGUUGUGACCGAGGUGGCUGCACUGGCUGCUACUGGCUGCUGACAUUCAACCACGCUUACCCCCGUGUCUCAUUCGCAGACACACACACACACACUCACACACACACACACACACAUCAGCAACCGUGUUUGCAUGCAUGCCCCAGGUGCUUCACGCCCUCUGUGUCUUUCUCUCUUCGCUCACACCAGCUGCAUAUUUGGUUUGUCUGGUUUGUUUGGUUGUUUGUAGCGUGCUGUUUGCUUGUCUAUGGCAAUGAAACGUGAACAUAAGCACAGCUUG
Salpingoeca rosetta is the source of this 1058-nucleotide messenger RNA. RefSeq lists its product as uncharacterized. Gene Ontology annotation, biological process: translation. Gene Ontology annotation, molecular function: structural constituent of ribosome. Lineage: Eukaryota; Choanoflagellata; Craspedida; Salpingoecidae. The record is from RefSeq and is a predicted model, not a curated record. Gene Ontology annotation, cellular component: mitochondrion; ribosome; mitochondrial small ribosomal subunit. The transcript has 7 exons. The coding region runs from base 4 to 759 and encodes 251 amino acids.